This is a messenger RNA of Mugil cephalus (flathead mullet), 3603 nucleotides long. Its product is annotated as phosphatidylinositol transfer protein beta isoform. Bases 90 to 905 code for a protein of 271 amino acids. The record is from RefSeq and is a predicted model, not a curated record. Gene Ontology annotation, biological process: phospholipid transport. Gene Ontology annotation, cellular component: cytoplasm. Gene Ontology annotation, molecular function: phosphatidylinositol binding; phosphatidylcholine binding; phosphatidylcholine intramembrane carrier activity. The transcript is spliced from 12 exons. Lineage: Eukaryota; Metazoa; Chordata; Actinopteri; Mugiliformes; Mugilidae.
UCGCGCCGCUCUUAGGGGGCCAUGACGUCAGCAGUAGUCAGCGGACGCUGGGCAGUACCAGUGACACCAAAAAGAAGGAGCACGGAACGAUGGUCCUCAUCAAGGAGUACCGUGUGGUUUUACCCUGUAGUGUUGAGGAGUAUCAAGUGGGCCAGCUGUUCUCUGUGGCUGAGGCAAGUAAAAAUGAAACCGGUGGUGGUGAGGGCAUCGAGGUACUCAAGAAUGAGCCCUACGAAAAAGAUGGCGAGAAAGGACAGUAUACGCACAAAAUCUACCACCUGAAGAGUAAAGUCCCGGCCUUUAUCAGGCUCAUAGCACCCGAAGGCUCCCUGGUAUUCCAUGAAAAAGCUUGGAACGCAUACCCCUACUGCAGAACCAUUGUGACGAAUGAGUAUAUGAAAGACAGUUUCUUCAUUAAAAUUGAGACGUGGCACAAACCCGACCUGGGAACACAAGAAAAUGUGCACAGACUAGACAGCGCCACAUGGCAGAAUGUAACUGUUGUCCCCAUUGAUAUUGCAGACAGCAGUCAAGUGUCCCCUGCUGAUUACAAGCCAAAUGAAGAUCCUACUAUAAUAAGGUCGGACAAGACCGGCAGAGGACCUCUUGGACCCGACUGGAAGAGAGAGCUGGCUGGUAAACCUGAUUGCCCGAGGAUGUGCGCCUACAAACUAGUCACAGUCAAGUUCAAGUGGUGGGGCCUGCAGACCAAAGUGGAGAACUUCAUUCAUGAGCAAGAGAAGAGGAUCUUCAAUAACUUCCACCGCCAACUCUUCUGUUGGAUGGAUAAGUGGGUGGAGCUGACUAUGGAUGAUAUCCGGAGGAUGGAGGCAGAAACGCAAAAAGAGCUGGAAGAGAUGCGUAAGUGGGGUUCUGUUCGGGGUACAAAGGCUGCAGAAGAGUAGCCUGGCUGAGUGUAGCUUCGCCUACGGGGUGAGGUACGAGGAACCAGUGCUGCAGAUGAAUGAGAAGGCAAAGGAUUUUAAACACCCACGAAGAGCGCAGUGAUGCAGACUGCUACGAGGGCUCCUUUGGUGCCACUUUUUACCUUAACCAAUUCAGGCUGUGGAGGAGGGAGCACUGCUACCUGCAAUCAAUAGAGCAGACCCCUCACUUGAACCCAAUCAUAGACAUUCUAUCCAGUGAGGAAUUGAUUUCUAGAAACCAACACGAUCCUAGCUGAUAAGACUGGUUAAUUUUGAUCUCCUGAGCUAGGGAGAGAUAGGCCGGCCGUCAGCAUCAUGUUAUUGAGACUUAGCCUUCUGGAGAGAUACGAAGAGGAGCUACUUGCAGUAUAGAUACGUUAUUAGACAAACAAAUUCACCAGCUUGAAUCCGUAGUGGUAGGUGUUGGGCCAGAUAUUUCCUUUUUUUUUUUUCAUUUCCAUAUUAAUAUCAUUUUUAUUGAUGUUGCCUCCAAAACAUUCCUCACAAAAUGUUUCCCUGUACGACCUCUCUUUGUCUCAACUGUACACACUGUGGCUCGGUGGUUUGCAUUCCCUGGCAUGAGACUGUUUGUCAUACUCAUGUUCUUUCCUGCCACAGCCUCCAUUAAGUGAUUACUAACACCCUUGGCGCCUGGGCCCAUUGUAAUCCUUCUCCCAUCACCCCACCUCAACCAAAGCGCUGCAUCCUAUUAACACUGACAAUCAUGCCUGUACAGGUAUUCGCUCUUCACCCCCAUACAGGCUUAACAGAAACCCACACACGCAUGUGACGCAUAUACAUCUCGCACUUGAAGGUAAACCUGAGUUCAGUCUUGCGUGCGCGCACACAGGUGUGGAAACCUUCGCGCUGACUGAUCUCUUAAAACCUCAAGAUGGGCAGAUCCAUGCAAGCUUGUUCAGCUAAAAGAUGUUACAUUGGAUGUGUGUACAGAUCUUACUGACCCCCCCCCCAGCCCCCGCCCUUGCUAUUCUGAAGACAUUCACACAUAAUGUACAACGCAGCACUCACCUCCCUCACAGAUGUCCCUAAAGGGAAGAACUGCACUGAAAAACAGCCACAGAUGGUGCCGCACCCCUCUAGCCUCUGUCACAAGCCAAACUGUACUGCACCCACCCAGCCCACCCCGGAGGACUCUCGCUCAUCUGGUUCUCCGAGGUAGACCGUUUCCAAAAGGCCUCCUCUUUUACCUAAUUCUAGUCAUGUUUACAAGUUCAUAAUUGCCUUAUCAGUGCCCAGUCGACACCAGCACCGCACACUGCUUGCCUUAAUCUCCGGACCUCUACACCUAUCACACUUAUUGUGCAUCUGCUGCCAGCCACUCCUCCAGCUACCUCUCUCAUUUCUGACUGGCAAUUUUUCCUGAUGCCAUGCAUUAGCGCCUAGCUGUUACUUGUUAGGAAUCAGUCCUGGCAAACAGAGCUUUAUGAGUGAAGUUGUUUUUCAUGACUCUUUAGUUUCUUCAGGGUGUGGAAUUUCUUGAGAUUCCCUUCAUGUUUCCCAAUGUGUGUCACAGCACCUGAACAAGUGCAAUUUCUUGAGCAAGCAAAAAUUUGUGAGUUGAAGCCGUAGCGGCGAGAGUGCAACGCUGUCGCUGCGAAGAGCUGCAGAUUUACAUUUCUGCCACAGACAAGCCGUUGGAUAGAUAUGCCAUAUUAAAGACUUUAAGAUCUAUAGUGCACUUUCACUCUUUAGGCUUCAGAACCACAUGCAUCGGCCUACAGUGUUGAUUAUCACUAGUGUUACAUUUAUGAUACUGUACUCGUGGUUCACUCAUCUGAUCCACUGAUGUUGCAUUUUUUUGUAUUUUAGAGGUGUGUUACUGUCUUCAAUUGUACAACAGGAAUUUGGGGUUUGUUUUUUGAAAUCUAAUUCUUCUUUCCAGACAGACGUAUAAUCAAAUAUUCUAGGCUCAAAGAUUCUAAUAUUUUAAUCUCUGAUCUCUGUCCUUCUAAUAAUGGGUUAUUGGGCUCGUCCAAAGAAUGUAAAUGGAUUUCUUAUAUGUUUACAUGUGUCCAGCAUUUGUAGGUGAAUAUAGGAACAUUUGGAAGCAGUUGUAUGUGGCAACAUUUUUUAGCAACAAAAUCUUCUCAGGUGAACGGUGCCACAAGGAUCUUUUGUGAUGUUGUUGCUCAUCAGUUGCUACAGACAACUACCUUUCUUUAUGCCUCGCCCUUUUCUCUGGGAAAUAUGGCAUUACACUUUCUAUUUCAUGGGAUGGUUACAGCUUGUUCACCACUGUGUACGUGAGACGACCACUCGAUCUUGACUGUGCUGGAGCUCUAUGCACGUCUCGGAGCAGAAAGUGCGAGCCGGUUGGACUACAGCAGUGAUCGGUGAUCUCAAUUAUUCCUCCUGUCAGUUGAAUAGUGAACCCAAUGGCUAAAAAAAAUGUCUUCAAUCAAUGGUUUACCAACAGUUAAAAUGAUGAUGACGAUACUAGGAAGAGGAAGUAUCCACAAAACAACUGUACAGUCUUAUCCUAAUUUAUGAAACUCUUUCAUUUCUCUAAGGCUUCGUUUUUAAAGAUUCUGAUCAGCUUUUGAAAAUCAGGGGACGUGGUAGUGAAUGUAUGAUAUAUUGUGCCUUUUCUUUCUGUAGAUCUUUUUGUCUGCUUAAGUCUACAUAUUGUACCAAUAAAUUUUGUCUGUAAAAUACA